AGUCUCGUUCUCAUUCACUUUCACGCUGUUCUGUGGCUCACUCAAAUAGUUUCCGCGAAAGUGAUAAAAAAAAUUAAACCUUAUUCUUGAACUCCUUACAUUACCAUUGAUCUCCUACUUAACACAAUUAUGUGCGUGUGAAAAUAGUGUUACAAAGAGAUAAAACAGAUACGUGGAUAAAAUGAAAAUGUGAAUUUUCAAAUGUCAUUAACGCAGAUAGCCUUAUACUGUUUGACGAGUUCGUUCGAAAGGCGAUGAAUGACGUUAAUGACUCUCAUCAUGGAUAACGCUGAUUGUUCUAGACAAUUGAAAUUUGGCAUGGAUCGUAUAUUAUCGAAUGAAAUUUGCACAAGGAAAACAGAUAUUCUUAAGCCACUUCCAAUACAACUUCCAUCCAUACGUUGUCCCUGCAUUGAAAGUUGCGAACGAUGUGAAAAUAUCAGAACUUGCAUUUCAUUUCCACAUGCCCACUCGUCAUUAUCUGAAAGAAUUACACCUACAUCUUAUACUGGACUGAUGGAGAGUUUAGGAACUUUAUAUCGGCCCGCACCGUUACGGCCUGUACCACGAGGACUUAUUUCAUCUUCCUCGACGGUGAACUCUUCAGAGACAAACACACGAAGGAAGAGGUCGUGGUCUAGAGCCGUCUUUAGUUCUCUACAACGGAAAGGUUUGGAAAGAAGAUUCUCUCUACAGAAAUACAUCACGAAACCAGACAGGCGACAGUUGGCAGCGACUUUAGGUUUAACCGACGCACAGGUCAAGGUUUGGUUUCAAAAUCGUCGGAUGAAGUGGCGGCAUACAAAGGAGAGCGAAAGCGCUACAUUGGCCGGUCCAGAUUCCACGCAGAAGGAUUUCCCGCAAAAAUUAGUUAAAUCCAUCACCAAUGAUGCGCUGCAGCAAGACGAAGAGGAUAUAGAAAUCGAUUAGAUUUGUAGAUUUAUGAAAUUUCCACAUAUAAGGCAUACAAAUACUUUAUUUUAAAAGAAAAUUACACAUAAAUAUUUAUCAAAGAUUAAGAAAUUACUACGAAACGACAAUAUAUAAUAGAUAAUAAAUACAAAUGGUAUCGAUGUGGAUAAUAAUAUGUGCAAUAAUGUGUAUCGAUCUUUUAAAAGAAAAAGUACUGCAUUUAAAAUGUCUAAUUUAAUGAAUAAUAAAUGUUAUAAAAGUAAUUUACGAUGUAAUCAAGUGGCCAUGUUUAAUAGCUUACUAUUAACAGUAUAUUAUUCAUU
Molecule: messenger RNA, 1235 nt
Organism: Vollenhovia emeryi
Lineage: Eukaryota; Metazoa; Arthropoda; Insecta; Hymenoptera; Formicidae
Gene: H2.0
Product: H2.0-like homeobox protein
Exons: 5
Coding region: 259-930 (223 amino acids)
Biological process (GO): regulation of DNA-templated transcription
Molecular function (GO): DNA-binding transcription factor activity, RNA polymerase II-specific; sequence-specific DNA binding
Source: RefSeq, a predicted model, not a curated record